ACCUGCGUGUGUGUAAUGCUUGCUGAACUAACACCACACAACACUACCUGAUUUGCUUUCGCUUUGCUUAGCGAUUACACUCAAGAUACUUUCACUUCACUUGCCAUUGUUGGCAUUCAGUGCACACCUGUGGAAAAUUACGAUCUCCCAUCACUACCAAAAAUGUCUCAUCUCACUGAACUUUUCAAGUAUGUGGACGACCACCAGGACCUGUAUGUGCAGCGCCUGGCUGAGUGGGUGGGUGUCCAGAGUGUUUCUGCUUUGCCUGAGAAGCGCGGGGAGAUCAAAAAAAUGAUGGAGAUGGCAGCCAAGGACAUCAAGAAGCUGGGAGGGACUGUGGAGUUGGUGGACGUUGGCAAGCAGAAGCUUCCCUCGGGAGAGGAGAUCCCCCUGCCUCCUAUCAUUCUGGGGCAGUUAGGAUCAGACCCAGCAAAGAAGACGGUGUGUAUUUACGGGCACCUUGAUGUUCAGCCAGCAAACAUCAGUGACGGCUGGGACACAGAGCCUUUUACUCUGGUGGAGAAAGACGGUAAGCUCUAUGGAAGAGGAUCUAAUGAUGACAAGGGUCCAGUGUUGGCCUGGUUUAACUGCAUUGAAGCGUAUCAGAAGAUCGGAAAGGACCUUCCCAUCAACAUCAAAUUCUGCUUCGAGGGGAUGGAAGAAUCUGGAUCUGAGGGUCUGGAUGAUCUUGUGUUUUCUAGAAAGGACACUUUCUUUAAAGACGUGGACUACAUCUGCAUCUCUGACAACGACUGGCUGGGCAAGAACAAACCCUGCAUCACCUACGGCCUGAGAGGAAUCUGUUAUUUCUUCAUUGAGGUGGAGUGCGCUGAAAAGGACUUGCACUCAGGGGUGUUUGGUGGCUCUGUUCAUGAGGCCAUGACUGACCUCAUCGCACUUAUGGGCUCCCUGGUUGACAAAAGGGGUAAGAUUUUGGUUCCUGGGAUCUAUGACAGUGUGGCGCCUCUGACAGCAGAGGAGCAAAAGCUGUACGAGAAGAUUGACUUUGACUUGGAUGAGUACUGUAAAGAUGGCGGGGUUGACCAGCUGCUGCAUGACACAAAGGAGCAAAUCCUCAUGCACUGCUGGAGAUAUCCUUCUCUUUCCCUUCAUGGUAUUGAGGGGGCUUUCUCUGAAGCAGGAGCCAAGACGGUUAUUCCUCGCAAGGUCAUCGGCAAGUUUUCCAUCCGCCUUGUGCCUGACAUGGACCCUAGAGAUGUGGAGAAGCAGGUCAUCGAUCAUCUGCAGAAGAAGUUUGCUGAACUGGGAACCCCCAAUAAACUGAAAGUGAACAUGGGCCACGGGGCCAAAGCCUGGGUCUCAGACUUCAACCACCCACACUACAUGGCAGGGAGAAAGGCCAUAAAGACAGUGUUCGGGGUCGAGCCUGAUCUGACUCGCGAGGGCGGCAGCAUCCCAGUCACCCUGACCUUCCAGGAGGCCACAGGCCGUAAUGUCAUGCUGCUUCCUAUAGGGUCCUCUGAUGAUGGAGCUCACUCUCAGAAUGAAAAGAUCAACAGAUCAAACUACAUUCAGGGAGUCAAGCUGCUGGGAGCAUACUUCCAUGAGGUCUCUCUGCUGGAGUGAUUUGAUGGUUUCUCAUAAUGACAGGAAAGAUAAAUCUGUCAUAGUCUGCUGUGGGUGGCUGGAAUUUCCAUAAGGCUCCUGAACCUAUCUGGGAUCCGCCCCUGGGCAGGGCCACCACCAAGUCCAGGUCCUGCACACCUGGAGCCAAUUGCAGGCAAUCAAGCCAGAGGGAUUUAAGCCACAUGUUGAUGUUCAUUCACUGCCAGUUUGUCGUCAACCCAUUUGCUGGAUUCAUUUUGGCUCGCGCUUUACCUCUGGACUCAGGAUACCAAGCAAUCAUUUUGAAAAUCACUCUGUGCCUCACCUGGUUGCCCUCCUGCCAUCACACUCCAUCUGAAGACCCUGGAUCUCAGGUCAGCCUCGCCACACCACUCGGCUCCCCUGGAUUCUCGUCACUCCCAUCUCAACACUCUGUGUCCCCUACUGCAAUGUGACAGUUCCCUGCUCAUAUCCAUUCUGCAUCUCAGGCCCUGUUCCCUCACCCUAGCCACGUUUCCCAGGCCAUGCCACGUCAAACUCUGUCUUAUUGUUUCUUUUUGUCCUUGCUAUGUUUCUAGUGCUUAAGCCUAAUAAAAUAUUGUUAAAUCAU
Maylandia zebra (zebra mbuna) is the source of this 2176-nucleotide messenger RNA. RefSeq names its product cytosolic non-specific dipeptidase. Gene Ontology annotation, cellular component: cytosol. Gene Ontology annotation, biological process: proteolysis. Gene Ontology annotation, molecular function: metallodipeptidase activity. The record is from RefSeq and is a predicted model, not a curated record. NCBI's taxonomy places the organism in Eukaryota, Metazoa, Chordata, Actinopteri, Cichliformes, Cichlidae.